Messenger RNA from Panicum virgatum (switchgrass), 3062 nucleotides. RefSeq names its product receptor kinase-like protein Xa21. The transcript is spliced from 3 exons. Gene Ontology annotation, biological process: protein phosphorylation. Bases 1 to 2994 code for a protein of 997 amino acids. Lineage: Eukaryota; Viridiplantae; Streptophyta; Magnoliopsida; Poales; Poaceae. Gene Ontology annotation, molecular function: protein kinase activity; ATP binding; protein binding. The record is from RefSeq and is a predicted model, not a curated record.
AUGGCAAUACGCUCGUCGUGCUCGCUGCUGCUGCUGACCGCCGCCUCCAUGUUCUUCUUGACACUCCCGGCCGCAGACGCCGAUGAUGAGGUGGCGCUGCUGGCCUUCAAGGCGGCAGCGGUUGGUGGCGGCAGCGACGCGCUCGCUUCCUGGAACGGGUGCACUGAUGGUGGAUACUGCAGAUGGGAGGGGGUGAGGUGCCGGGGUAGGCACCGUCGAGUGGUGGCGCUGAGCCUGCCAUCCUAUGGGCUCACCGGCGUCCUCUCGUCUGCCGUCGGAAACCUAUCCUCCCUGAGGAUUCUCAACUUGAUUGACAACGGGUUCAGCGGGAACAUCCCUGCAAGCCUCGGUCAUCUUGGCCACCUCCAUUACCUCAACUUGAGCCAAAAUGCCUUCUCUGGCCCACUCCCUGCCAAUCUGAGCUCUUGCACUAGUUUAAUGGUCAUGGACCUCCGCUUAAUCCAGCUCAGCGGGAGUGUGCCCCAUGAGAUCGGUGACAAGCUGAAGAGCCUCAAAUUACUUGUUCUGUGGAGAAACAAGAUAACUGGAGGGAUCCCAGCGUCGCUAACCAACUUGUCAUCAUUAAUUCAUCUAGACCUCGGAGAGAACCAGCUCAAGGGUAUGAUCCCGACUAGCCUUGGUAUCCUCAAGAACCUCCAUUUUCUUGAUCUCGCCCUUAACAACCUCUCCGGUAAUCUCCCUGUCUCCCUAUACAACUUGUCUUCGAUGGAAGGGAUGCAGAUUCAGUUCAACAUGCUCACCGGCAGCAUCGCUUCUGAUAUUGGCAGUAGGUUCCCGGGUAUGCGAUACCUUGGUCUGUCAGGAAACCAGUUCACUGGGCACAUCCCUGCUUCACUCUCCAACCUUACAUCACUCCAGUUUCUUUACCUCUCAGCAAAUAGGCUAAGUGGAUAUGUGCCUCGCACGGUGGGGAGACUACAUGGUAUACAAUAUCUAUACUUGAACCAUAACAUGCUCGAAGCAGAUGAGGGGGAUGGGUGGGAAUUUAUCACUUCUUUGUCAAACUGCAGCCAGCUCGAGCGAUUACUUAUCACCGGCAACCCUGCAUUCACUGGGCACCUACCAAGCUCACUUGUAAAUCUCUCAACUACCCUGCAAUUUCUCACCUUUGACGCCACUGGGAUUUCGGGAAGCCUCCCCUCAGCCAUCGGCAAUCUGGUGGGCCAAAUCCCUUCAUCUAUUGGAAAUCUCUCAAAGUUAGUUAACCUUCAUGCAAAAAAUACGAAUCUAGAGGGACCAAUUCCAGCAAGCAUAGGAAAUUUAAAGAGUAUAUUUUCCCUCGAUUUGUCAAUGAACCACCUCAACAGUUCAAUUUCUAGAGAGAUUUUCAAACUAACCCUUUCUUUAGGUGAGAUAACUUUGGCUUAUAAUUCACUAUCUGGACACAUCCCCUCUGAAGUUGGUAACUUAGGAAACCUUAACUUCCUGGCUCUAUCAGGAAACCAACUGUCUGGUGAGAUACCAGGAAGUAUUGGGAGGUGCAUCGUACUGGAAGAACUUUGGUUGGACAAUAACUUAUUUAAUGGAAGCAUACCUCAAUAUCUAAGCAAGGGUCUAACUACACUCAAUUUGUCAAUGAAUGAGUUGUCUGGAAUAAUUCCUAGUACCAUUGCAAAUAUCUACGGCCUGCAACAACUGAGUCUAGCACACAACCAUUUGUCAGGGCCAAUUCCAGCAGUUUUACAAAAUUUGACAUCAUUGUCAAAGUUGGAUUUGUCCUUCAACAACCUUCAAGGAGAAGUACCAAAAGAGGGGGUUUUCAGAAAUUUGGAAAAUUUUUCAUUCACUGGAAAUAAUGAUCUUUGUGGAGGAAUACCCCAACUCCAUUUAACCCCAUGCACUAUAGAUUCUGUGAAACAGAACAGAAGACGCCAAAUGAGGUACCUUACAAUUGCUCUAGCAACAACUAGUGCACUCUUAUUGUUAGCUAUGAUUAUUGCACUCAUUCACAUGAUCCACAAGAAGAAGAGCCCGUUCCAACCACCAAUAGUUGAGGAACAGUACCAAAUAAUUUCUUAUCAUGCACUAGAAAAUGGAACCAACGGAUUCUCAGAAGAAAAUUUGCUUGGGAAAGGAAGCUUCGGGGCUGUCUAUAAAUGUGCUUUGCAAGGUGAAGGAACUAUUGUAGCUGUAAAGGUUUUUAACCUUGAACAAUCUGGCUCAAUUAAAAGUUUCAUAGCUGAAUGUGAGGCAUUGAGAAGGGUGCGCCACCGAUGUCUCUUAAAGAUCGUCACCUGCUGCUCAAGCAUCAACAAACAAGGUCAGGAGUUCAAGGCAUUGGUUUUUGAAUUCAUGCCAAAUGGUAGCUUGCAUUGUUGGCUCCACAAAAAAACUGAUAUGCCAACUCCGAACAACACUCUCAGCUUAGCACAAAGGCUGGAUAUUGCUGUUGAUAUCAUGGAUGCCUUGGACUAUCUUCAUAAUCACUGCCAGCCACCAAUUGUCCAUUGUGACCUCAAGCCAAGCAACAUCCUUAUUGCAGAAGAUAUGUCUGUCCGAGUUGGAGAUUUUGGCAUAUCUAGAAUCCUUUCAGAAAGUGCAAGUAGAACUCUGCAAAAUUCUAAUAGCACAAUUGGAAUAAGAGGCUCCAUUGGCUAUGUUGCUCCUGAGUAUAGCGAAGGUUCUUCCAUCACAACUCUUGGUGAUGUUUAUAGCCUAGGAAUAGUGCUGCUUGAGAUGUUUACAGGGAGAAGCCCAACAGAUGAUACUUUCACAGGUUCAUUGGAUCUACACAAGUACUCAGAGGAUGCUCUUCCUGACAAAAUCUGGGGGAUAGCGGAUACAACAAUGUGGCUGCACACAGAGACCUGUGACAACAGUACAAGAAACAGAAUUGAGAACUGUUUGGGACAUGUAAUUGCCCUUGGGAUAUCUUGCUCAAGAAAACAACCUAGAGAGAGAACACUGAUACAGGAUGCAGCUACUGAGAUGCAUGCUAUCAGGGAUUCAUACCAGUUUGGUGGUGGAACAUGAAGGAGUAGUAACUCUAUAGUAAUUUGUAGCAGCAGAGAAAAACUUGAGCUGUGCAUUCUCGGUGCUUG